Messenger RNA from Lytechinus pictus (painted urchin), 5839 nucleotides. RefSeq lists its product as uncharacterized. NCBI's taxonomy places the organism in Eukaryota, Metazoa, Echinodermata, Echinoidea, Temnopleuroida, Toxopneustidae. The coding region runs from base 317 to 706 and encodes 129 amino acids. The transcript is spliced from 6 exons. The record is from RefSeq and is a predicted model, not a curated record.
GCAUUGCAUUGUGGGAUAUGUUUUGAUGAAUGAUAUCUCCUGGAAGGGUGUUAAUGUUUAAGUUUGUGGUCGCUGUGUCUUCUUUUAUCAUCAGGAUUGUUCAGAUGUUUGUGCAGAAUAGGGGCACUGCGCAGACUUCGGGCAGCGUGCCAUACUAAAAAUUUAGGGGAAAGAUUACUUUGAUAAGUUAUGUCAACACUUGUUACAAAUGAUCCUUGGGUAAUACUACAUUUGUGUUGAAGAGGAUGAUGGUGUCAAAGGUCAUCUAAGGGUAAAAGGUCUGUGUAAUAUACUGUAAACUAGAGAGUAAUUCAGAAUGGGCAUCCUUGGAGUCAUAAUAUCUACCAUUGCCUGUCAGGUGAUCGGCUUCAUAUGGUAUGGACCGAACCCCAUUGGAAGGAUGUGGUUGAAUUCAUGCGGCAGAAAGAAAGAAGAGUUACAGAAGACAGGGAAUCUACCCUACCUGGUUGCUACGUUCUCUAAAGCAAUCACGGCAUACUUUCUAGAUGGAUUUUUAAGAGCUGGAAUGGGAGUCGUCACAGUAGAGGAAGCAUUCUACGCCAGUAUCAAUUUAUCAAUCAUUGUUGCCUUGCUCGAAGCUACCCACGCCCCUUUCCAUGGAGUAGGCCUACCGGCGUACCUCGUCAAUAUCGGCUAUGAUGCUGCGUGUUUGAUGGUCAUUGCAGUAUUAGUUAUAGCAUUCUAAUUUAUCCCUUGUUGUCCUUCCGCAUGUGUUUUCAGGUAUGUAACUAGAGCCCUGUUACAUGAUAUGAUACAACCAAUCUAACUAUUAUAAGUAUAAAUCUAUAGAAAUAUAUGAAUGAAAAGUUACAAUUGAUUGUUAUUAUCAAUUGUAUCUCUUUGUUUUACAGGGGUUUGUCCCAUCAUUAAAAUUCACAAAAUGAUUGUCUUCUUUGAUCAUGAACAUGUAUAAUGUAAAAUCAGUUAUUAUCAUGCCAUUGUAUAUUGUAAUAAUUGAAAUGCAAUUCAAAUGUGCUUGUAAUCGUAGCAUACCGGUAAUUUUUGUAACAGCAAUUUUUUUUGGUUUGGGUUUUUUUUAUAUAGUAAAUAUGAAGCUAUCCAUCUCAUCUUAAAGAUCCAGACCGGACCCGAAAAUGAAAUUGAUAAAUUAUAUACCAAUCGAAAGCUUAUAAGCUACUAAAUACAGCAAGGUAUGCUUUAUGCAUUUUCACUGCUUCCCAGCUGAGUAUUUUGCUUAAGAAUAUUCCAAUUAUCGGGCUUCGAACCCCGCUUAGAAAAUAGGCUUUAUUGUGCUUUUCACCUGCCUCGAGACCGUGACGUCACGUUGUGUAAGAAGCGUCGUGAUUCCAUAGGUUUGUACACAGAAAAAGUGGGUGAUUUUUUUGCUUUCCAAAUAACGCAUUUCAUUCUCUUCACUUCUAUCACAGAGGGAUAUCACAUAUAUUUUUACCCACAAGCUUGAAUUUAUGAAAUCUACAGUUUUGAACUAGUUUUUGCCAUAUUUUAUUUCCUGCUUAUUUGGCGCAGAUUUCAAUUCUAUCUGCAUUUAGAUUAUGUAUAACAACUUUUCCUGACAUAGCAAUUUAGGCCCAAUAAGAGCCAAACAAAGAAAUCACAAAAAAGGUAGUGAAUAGUUGCAGGUUUACAAAAAUUUGAACAGUGAAUAAUUUUGAGUGCCAUUUUCAUCUGAAAACGAAAAAAAUAAUGGAUUCAUAACAUGGAAAUGGAAUAAAAUACCCAAUGCUUUUGUACACAAACCUAUGGAAUCACAACCCUCCUGACACAACGUGACGUCAUCAUUUCCAGGCGACGUGGGGGUGCUCAAUCGAAGCGUACUUUGGAGGAGCAGUUUCUUUGAUUUUUAUUCUAUAUUUUUAACUAUUAGAAGGAGAUAUAUAUGUAAUAUUUUUGGUAUAUUUGUAUUGUAUGAAUCAUUACCUUUAUUUUGAUAUAUGAUUGUUUUUACACCGGUCAGGGUCUUUAAAGUUUUUACAAUAUUUGCAUGCAAUUAUGAUUAUACAUGUAUAUCCUUAACAGAUAAAUGUCAAAAUAUUUGUAACCCCAAUUGUUUGUCAGCAAAUUGGUGCCUGUUAAUUUGAUUUUUUUUUAUUGGACAGAAAUAACAUGUGAAGAGAUUAAUAAUUGAUUUCAAAUGUGCCAAACACCUUAUUAUCUUUGCAAUACAUUUUUUUUCUCUACCAUAGUUUAGUACAUGUAGGUCUACUGGGUAUUAUCUACAUGUAUGUUAACAUUCCCAAUGAAAAGAAAAAAACUUCUUUGAAUUAGAGGGGGUUUAUGAAAAUCGUCUUACUUUUGACAGAAUCUUUAUAAAUUUUGAGCCAAUGGCUUUUUUCUUCCAUCUUGCUAAAAAAAUAAAACCCAGCACAAAUGCCCGAAGAUGUGCUCUUUACUUGAAGUGCCAGUAUGCCCUCAUUUUAUAAGGGAAAAGUUAUUUUAUUAUUUUACAUGUCUUAUAAACAAUGUAUAUUUCUUAUAUUUAAACUGUGAGCCAAAUACUUCCGAUUAUUAUUUCCUUUGUAUUCCAGUAAUCACUCAUUCAUUUAAAAUGCAAAUGCUUGGUAGUAUAGUGUUUUAUAAACACACUAUUUUAGUAUGUUGAGUAUCAUAUUUAAAAUCACACAUUUUCUUUUACCUUGUACAUGUAUGUAUUCAUCCUCUAUCCAUGGGCAUUACUCUGUAAAAUAAAAAAAUGUUAGUUGCUGUAAUAUCUGAUAGCUACAAAGGAUAAAAAGCAACAUUGCAAGACACCAUACAGAGUAAAAGAAAUAAGCUUUCAUGGAGUCUUGAAAUAAGACUAAUGUCAAUGUCUUGAGAUCGAAAAACACAGCAAUUUUGAUAAAAUUGAUGUGUAAUAUUUUCCUACCUUUUUUAUUAUGAUACAGUGAAGUAAUACUUUUGAUAUUAGACAAUUGAUGCAAAAUUGAUUUGGGUUUGAAGGCUUUACAGUUAUUCAGAACCUAUCAUUACUAUAAAAUCCUUUUUGUUCCACAUCUCAAAAUGGAAAAAAUGGUGAGUUCCUUACCUCUGUUUGCUACCCCUUUUAGAAAGAUUGGUGUAAAGGCAAAAUCAUAUUCUCUUUGAGUACCUUUUUGUAUGGGAAGGACAUGAUGGUCCCUUUAUCCAAGCUUGAAUGGUGUUAACAGAGGACCUGUUUUCAUGGUUCAUUUGUUAUUGAAAUCACAAAGUUAUUCUUCUGUAUGUAAUUAUUUCAAGGGAUGGGUACUUGUAGUUUCUAUGCAAAUCACUUCUCGGUUCUUUCAUUUAAGUUGUUUUUUUGUGGACUGCCUUCCUACUUGUCUUCUGUAUUCAUUUGUAUUAUGCAUUUAUGUAGUAUAUUCUUUGUAUAUUUAUGAAUUUUGCUAUAUAUAAGCAAUCAUUGGUUUAUUCUUUACCACAUACAAGAAAAUAGAAGCGUGAAAUCGACCAGAAUUAAUAACACGUACAUUUGUUUUUCAGCAGUAAAUGCUAUAGAGAUAUAUGAAUUUGAAGAGAUAGGAAGAGAGAGGAAAAAUUAAGAUACCUCUAUUCAUGAUGCAAAGUAAUGUAAAUUUUGAAUUUCACUAAAAAUUUUAAUGUGUUUUUCAAUACAUCAUACAUGUAAGUUUUUGUUGUCUUCUGUCACUACUCGUUGUAGUCAAACUUGCAUAAAAGCAGUGCAUGAUAUGUGAAACUUGUAGACAAGCCUAUAUGCUGUACAUAAAUGGAAAGAGGGCUACUUCAAAAGAUGAUACGACAUUUGCUCCUGCGACAUUUGUAUGAAUAUCUCAGAGGGCAUAGGGUUAGAGUUAAGAUUGUAAUGGAGUUUUUGGUUCAGAAUAAUGUAAAGAAAAGAAUUAGGGUUUAUUUAGUUUUGGAGGUUAGGUUUUAUAUUUAACGUGCAGAUUUUCCAUUGGAGCAAUUGUCGCCGGAGCAACUGUCGUGUAACCACUUCUAAACACAUGUACCAAUCAAGUUCUUGUAAAAACUCAUGUUUGUGCUAAGGCAUUAAAUCAAGGUUUAGUUAUCAUUAAAAUAAACCUUGCCUGCAUGCUUCAUGAUAACUGCCUAACUUUAAGCUUGUAAUUAUACUGAUCACUGCAUAUUGGUGCUAAUUUGUAUGGUGGCAAAAGUCUUCCUCUUUUGCAAACAUAUAUUACAGCAAACAUGUGGUUUUAUGAAAACCAUACAUUUAUUUUAUAUUCAUGUUUUAUUGCCUUGAUCACGAGACUAGUUCUUUCAAAGAAAUUUUAGAAUUAAUUUGUGAAACUCACGUUCUAAACGUUGCCUCUGAAUUAGGGAGAGAUUAAAAGAUUAUCCCUUAUUGUGUGUGGAUUACACUUGAACUCGAUGAGGUUCAUAUUAAUUAUGACGAUUCAAAAUCACUAAAAAAUGUAGUAUUUAUAAGAGUAAAGAUUAUCAUCACAAAAUAAUCAAUUUUAUAAUUCUCUUUUUCUCCAUCUCCCUGUCUUUUUGUUCUCCUCUUUAUGAUUAUUAUCAUUGAUAAUAUUAUCAUGAUCAUCAUUAUUAUUGUGAUUAUCAUUAUCAUUGUUGAAUUUCCAUCAUAUAUUAAUUUUCAUUACCUUAAAGCAAGCUGAAAUUUAUCAUUUCUAUUCUAUAGUUUUAUACAGAUGCAUGUUUUGUUUAACCUUGAGUAUAUUAUUGUGUUUAUUAUUAUGCUGCAUGCUUAGUCACACAAGUUAGUCAAGAUUUUUAAUUAUUUUUUUCCCCAGGAAAAAAUUGUUUGUUACUCUUUAAAGUCCAUGUAAAUAUAUGUAUUUUUAGAAAACAGGUAGUGGAUGGUAUUUCAUAAAGCUGUUUGUACAAUUACACACGACUUUACGAUUGACUGGAGCAUGUUCAUGGGUCCUAAAUCAAUUACAUAGGGAUAUAUCAUCUUAUUAUUAUUAUUAUUUGUUUGGCGUCACCCGAGCCUUGGAGGUGAAAAGCGAACUGAAUCACUGUGACCUGCAGGUCUCUCCUCACGAUAUAACUGAUAAGGGGGGAUGCAAGUGGACCACUACACCGCGGUUCCCCCCUACUCUUAUAUGAAUAGUGCAAUGGGUUCUUAAUGUGCAAAGGUGGCGUCUCUCCUCUACAUCGAGCCAGGCCUCCAUUUAACGUCCUAUCCGAGGAACAGUGUUUUCCUCUGUAACAAAGCCACGUUUACAACAUGACGCUGGCUUUAGUCAUCCGCCCGGUUGGACCCGAACCCCACGACCUUUGGUUCGACAGGCAGACGCUUAAACUGACUGCGCUAUAACUUGCUCCCUGCAAAUCUAUCACAAAAAAGGAUCAGCAUCCAUGCCUAAAGUCAUUAGUACAUGUAAAUUACUAACAGCUUUAAGAAACACCCAUCCGCCAUCCAAGAAAAUUAUAUAUGAUUCAGAAUAUCUUGAUCGGGGUGUACCUCAGUCGUGAAUGAAAGUAACAAAGUAACAAAGAGAACAAGAAGAGUGUUAAUGAUAUUCAAUGUCCCCUGAUCAUUGUAUGGGAUGAAAAUUAGAUUAAUGUCAAUAACGUGUGAUAAUUGGGCAUUUUCAAAGAGAUUCGGGUGGAUGUUUCAUAAUGCUGUUCGUCAUUUAAGAGCAACGACUGGUGAGCCUUUCUUACGUGCUAAGUAAUCACCAAUGAAUAUUUAAUGGUGAAUAUCAUUUUCCACAAGAGAGGAUCACCAGUCCUUCUUAAAGUCACUCUUAACCAACGAACAGCUUAUGAAACGGCCCCCGGGAGUUAAGCUAUAUAAUGUAGGUUUUCUGUACACUUGCUGAAAGUGCAGACAAUAUUUAAAAAAGCCAUUUGAAUGUGUAUCAUUGUAUUUACUUUCCUGAAAUAUAAUAACUUUUUUUUACAAAAAUGA